CGGCUUCCACCAUGGCACCUUCAGCCAUCUACACUCCCGACGAGCGGAGCAAAGGCGUGAGGUUGGCGAAGAGAACUGAAUACGAUGCCGACUUGAUCCAUUCCAUCAUCAACGAAUGCCCAGUUCUGCACGUCUCCUUCAAUGCGCCACUCAAAGAAGGACCUCAAUUUCCCACUAUAUUACCUAUGCUUGGAGCUCUGGAUACAUACAAUGAUGACGGGGAGCCAAGUGUUUACCUCCAUGGGUCUUCAGUUGCAAGACUUUUCAAAUUGACUCAAGGUGGCGAGAUCCCCGUCUGCGUUGCGGGUACGCUCUUCGACGGGUGGGUGCUCGCUCUAGCACCAUUCCACAACAGUUGCAACUAUCGUUCAGCCGUAAUUUUCGGCUACGGAAGCCUUGUCGAAGACCCAGAGGAAGUACAAUUCGCGCUGCGAUCGAUCACCAACAACAGCAUUCCUGACCGAUGGGAGAAUAGCCGCAAGCCACCACGAAAGGAUGAAAUCACUUCUACAGGUGUGUUGAAAGUACGGAUCGAGACAGCUUCCGCAAAGACGAGAGCAGGAGGUCCGAGCGAUGAGAAGUUCGAUCUUCAGAAUCCAGAUGUGGUAAAUAACACCUGGAUUGGAGUCGUUCCAACAUAUAUGACGUUGGGAGAGCCUAUGGCAGGAGAGGAGAAUAAAAUGAAGCAGCUUCCUGAGUAUCUCCAGGAUUGGGUGGCCGACAAGAACUCGAUGAGUGAGCAGGCGGCGAUAGAUGCGGUUGAGGGUGAGGGUGAUUAUGGUGGUCCAAAGAAGCGGCGUUAGCAAAGUACCCGCGAGGGAUUCGGAAUGGACUGUGCUUCCAGUAUUGAGCUCUUAUAAGUAUCUUGCCACUGUCUGGGAGGAUUCCUCCAGAUCUUAGAAAUUCAGCAUAUGCC
Messenger RNA from Pseudocercospora fijiensis CIRAD86, 916 nucleotides. RefSeq lists its product as uncharacterized. Lineage: Eukaryota; Fungi; Ascomycota; Dothideomycetes; Mycosphaerellales; Mycosphaerellaceae. The transcript is spliced from 2 exons. Bases 12 to 803 code for a protein of 263 amino acids. The record is from RefSeq and is a predicted model, not a curated record.